Messenger RNA from Helianthus annuus (common sunflower), 1273 nucleotides. Its product is annotated as zinc finger CCCH domain-containing protein 14-like. Bases 186 to 1079 code for a protein of 297 amino acids. The record is from RefSeq and is a predicted model, not a curated record. NCBI's taxonomy places the organism in Eukaryota, Viridiplantae, Streptophyta, Magnoliopsida, Asterales, Asteraceae. The transcript has 4 exons. Gene Ontology annotation, molecular function: mRNA binding; metal ion binding.
UCUGUUGUCGUGUACAAAUAUCUUCUCCACGUCACAUUCCGUCGUCUUCAGUUACAGAGCCCAUACUCAAAAACCAUUUCAAUGGCGGUUGAUGUCAACUAACACACACACACACACACCUCAAUCGCAGCUCCUACUACUUCAUCAUCUCUCUUACUUCUCUAAUCUCAUCACCAAAUCUCAAGAUGGAGAAUUUCUAUGGUAUUAGCAACUCAAAAGGUCCUAAACACAGUAACCAGUCAUCCUCACAAAACUUUGCAUUGCUGAAUCCUUAUUGCCAGCACUUAGAUCAACUGGCAGAUCAGUAUCUGUUAAAUGAUGUCAACACUACUGCAUUAAGAAACUUGAAUCCAAAUCUCAGAUACUUGCACUCUGGUAGGUCGGUUUUGGCACCACCUUCAUCGGUUUCAGACUAUCAGCCUUCUGUUGGACAGAUGUAUCAUAAUAACAGCAAUAACCUGAGGAUUGAGUCAAGAAUGGAGUUGCCACAUGAGUCUAGGUCACCUUUUCGUUAUAGCAUUACUCCUGUGAAACUGGAGGAAGAUGUGGUGGUGCUUGAUGGUGAUAUUGUGAAUAGUUUACCGGUUGAAAGGUCUAGAUCAUCGUCGUUGUCUUUGACAGAUUCUAGUGGCUCAUCAUCAUCUGGUGGUAAGAGUUAUAAGACGGAGCUUUGUCUGUCUUACUUACAGAAUUCUGGUUUCUGUCGAUAUGGAUCAAAAUGCCAGUUCGCACAUGGCACCAAAGAGCUGCAUCCAGUUCCAUUUUCUUACAAGAGCAUGGCUGAGACCCCCUGCAAGAACUAUAGUCUAUCAGGAACAUGUUCAUUCGGGUCCAAGUGUCGCUUUCUUCACCAUGAAACAUCUACACCACCAUCUUCAACUACUCGGACCAUCUCGCAGAUCAAACCAGAUGAGCCCACCAGUAGCACUGUGAACCUUAAAAGCAGUAAUUGGUCCCCUAUGGAUGAUGAUAUUGAGAUUCAGUUGAAGGGAGAUUUUGAUUCUUACGCAAACAAGGUUCUUUAUGGCCCGCAAAGGAGAAAUAGGCUGCCAGCGUUCACUCACAUUUGCCCAGAGUAAGACUUUGUCAACACACACCAGUAGUACUUCUCUCUUGUUUUGUGAAUGAGUACUUUUUCAACACACAUAUUACUUCUCUGUUAAUUGUUUUGUGAAUGAGUUUUUGAUAAACAUACAACUUGGUAGAGUCCGUUUGAUUGAUGCGAUAAAUAAUCGAGCUUGAACAGUUUAAUGGACAAUUCUUGCAUGGGUGA